Molecule: messenger RNA, 576 nt
Organism: Pocillopora verrucosa
Lineage: Eukaryota; Metazoa; Cnidaria; Anthozoa; Scleractinia; Pocilloporidae
Source: RefSeq, a predicted model, not a curated record
AUGCCUGAAUCGUGUGAUGAAAUAGUCAUUGAUGGAAUUCCAGUGAAGGAAAUCAACCUCCAGGAAACUCGACGAUGUAUAUCCGUCCUUGGUCAAAGUCCAGUACUGUUUAAUGGAUCACUGAGGAAAAAUCUGGAUCUUGUUGAGCAGUUUACAGAUGCAGAUUUAUGGCAAGUUCUACAAGAUGUGCAACUGAAAGAAUCAGUGAAAAGUCUUCACGGGCAACUUGAUCACGAACUGUUGGAAAAUGGUGCAAAUAUCAGUGUUGGAGAACGACAGUUGAUUUGUUUGGCUCGUGUGCUGUUGCAACGAAACAAGAUCAUCGUCUUGGAUGAACCUACUGCAAAUGUAGAUCCAGAAACAGAAAAAACAAUCUUGGGCGUAGUGCGUGAAAAACUGAGAGACUCUACGGUCAUCACUAUAGCUCAUCGAUUGAACACCAUCAAAGACUGUGAUAAAAUUUUACUUUUGAAACAUGGAACGGUAGCAGAGUUCGACAAAUUUGACACUUUGGUGAACACAGAAGAAAGUGAGUUGCGUGAAAUGGCGCGAAUUGCAAGUUCCAAAACAACGUAA